GUGAAGCAGAUUAUGGAGGAAGCUGUCACCAGGAAGUUUGUCCACGAAGACAGCAGCCACAUUGUGUCCUUUUGUGCUGCAGUGGAGGCGUGUGUUCUGCAUGGGCUGAAAAGGCGAGCGGCGGGAUUUCUGCGCAGCAACAAGAUAGCGGCGCUCUUCAUGAAGGUGGGGAAAAGCUUCCCACCAGCUGAGGAGCUUUGCAGGAAGGCCCAAGAGCUGGAGCAAAUCAUGGAGACAAAACGAAGCCAAAGCUUGCAAAGUCAAGACGGUCUGCGGAAGCUGCCUCGGCUGCCCAGCCUCAACCCGCCGGGAGUCAAGAACCUGUGGAUCAGGACAGCUCUGUUCGAGAAAGUGCUGGAUAAGAUUGUCCUCUUCCUGGUGGAGAACAGCAGUAAAUACUAUGAGAAAGAAGCUUUCCUCAUGGACCCUGUGGAUGGACCUAUUCUGGCAUCAUUGUUGGUUGGACCGUGUGCUUUGGAGUACACCAAGAUGAAAACGGCCGAUCACUUCUGGACGGACCCGUCUGCUGAUGAGCUGGUUCAGAGGCAUCGCAUCCACAGUGGCCUCUGCAGACAGGAUUCCCCCACCAAGAGACCUGCGUUGUGUAUCCAGAAGCGACAUUCCAGCAGCAGCAUGGAUGAGCGGCCUUCCCCUUCCCCGUCAGCUCGUGAAUAUGUGGAGUCUCUGCACCAGAACAACAGGGCUACGCUGCUUUUCGGCAAGAACAACGUGCUCGUACAACCGAGGGAUGAUAUGGAGGCUAUCCCAGGUUAUCUCUCCUUGCAUCAGACGGCUGACAUCAUGACGCUGAAGUGGACGCCCAAUCAGCUCAUGAACGGUUCUGUUGGAGACUUGGACUACGAACGCAGCGUGUACUGGGACUACGCCAUGACUAUUCCUUUUGAAGAGAUUGUUUAUUUGCACUGUCAUCAACAAGUGGACAGUGGGGGGACGGUGGUGCUGGUCAGCCAGGACGGCAUCCAGAGACCUCCACUUCGCUUCCCCAGAGGAGGCCACUUGCUCCAGUUCCUGUCCUGCCUGGAGAACGGCCUGCUUCCCCACGGUCAGCUGGACCCUCCGCUCUGGUCCCAGAGGGGAAAGGGAAAGGUAUUUCCUAAACUGAAGAAGCGGGUACCUCCCGGAUCCAGCUCCUCGGACUCCGUCUCAGACAAAGAAGAGGACGAGGCCACAGACUACGUCUUCCGCAUCAUUUUCCCAAACAGCCAGUCGGAAUUCGCGACUCCUCCGGAUCUGAUGGAUCAGGGAGCAGCGAUGUGGCACCCCACUCUCAGGAAGUCGUCGUGUUCCUCCUGCUCUCAGGGGAGCUUCUCUGAUGGCGUCGUGCACAAGGGGUGCAACCACGAGAGGACWCCUCUGAAGCUGCUGUGUGACAACAUGAAAUAUCAGAUCAUCUCCAGAGCGUUUUACGGAUGGCUGGCCUACUGCCGUCACCUGUCCACCGUGCGGACGCACCUCUCCGCCCUCGUCAAUCACACCAUCGUGGCGCCAAACGCGCCCUGCGACGCUUCUGAGGGGCUCACUGCAGUCGUGUGGCAGACGUUCCUCCAGGACUCCACAACCUACAAGGAGCAGGAGCUGCUCCGGUUGGUCUACUUUGGUGGUGUGGAGCCCUCCUUGCGUAAAGAGGUGUGGCCCUUCUUGCUGGGUCAUUACCAGAUUGGGAUGUCUGAGGCCGAGAGGAAUGAGGUGGAUGAGGAAAUGCAGGUUUCCUACCAGCAGACGAUGGAUGAGUGGCUGGGCUGUGAGGAGAUCGUCCGUCAGCGAGAGAAGGAGCAGCACGCCGCGGCUUUGGCCAAGUGCUCCUCCGGGGCGAGCAUGGACAGCUCCAGUCAGAGGAUGACCCAUCACGACUCCACUGUGAGCAACGAGUCCCAGUCGUCUCAGAGCUCUGAUAGACAGAGUCUGGCUCACCUGCAGAGUGAUUCCAGCAGCAGCACACAGGUGUUUGAGUCCGUGGAGGAGGUGGACCAGAUCGAGGCAGAGUCCAAGUGCGAAGAGGCCAAGCAGGUGCCAAAGGUGCCCAACGGAGCCCUGCAGAACGAGACGAGCUCUCCGGACUCUGGGCAUCCUUCCUCGAGGAACUUCUCUAUCACCUCCGGCUUGUCGGACGGCUCCUUCAGCACAGAGGACAGCGCCAUGGCUGACGCAACCCAGAGAUCCGUGGCGGCGCCUCAGGCUCCACAGAGUUUGGAGAAACCCACAGAGGGAGACAGUGAAGCCCCGACCAUCGAGAGCCAGGAGACAAAAGAUGAGAAGGGCAAAGGGGAGGAGGAGAAGGCCUUUGUUGUGAGCAAAAGUGCAGCAAGCGCGAAUGCCGAGGGGAUUUUUGAAAUGAUGGUCAAAGAAGGAGCAAAUCUGCAGCCUGAACCACAAGAAAACAUUGAGUCAGAAACAAGCUCACAUGAGAAUACUAAAAAGACUUCUGAGUCACCGAAAACUGGAAAAGACUGGACUGAUGGGAAAACUGUGACAGUGACAGCAGCUGCAGCACAAUCCAAAGAAGAACACGUCAAACAAAGUCCUCACAAAAAAGUGGUAGCGAAGAAAGAUCCCAAGCCUGAAGACAAAAACAAUAAGACGAUGAAGGAAAUGGACAAAUCAAAGACAAGUUCAGCGAUUUCGCAAGAAAGUUUCACAGCCCCCAAAGCUCCUGGAGAGGAAAAGAAUCGCACCUUUUCAGCAGAAGCCCGAGUCACGAGAUCCGGAGGAGUCCACCCUCGGAAAGAAGAGGCUCAGGUCACAACGGACUCCGACGAGUCCCCCUCAGCCAUAGAGAUGGAGGAAAUCCCCAAAGCUAAAGUCUCCAUGGUUCCCUGGGGCCGGAAGAGACAGUGUGAGACGCCGUCCUUUUCUGAGGAGCCUCACUUGGAGCUCAGGCAGGAGGAGGACAAGCUGAGUCCAGAGGGCACUGAGUCCAUCCUGUCAGAGCCGGAGAUGGAGAGCCUUUACCCUCCGUUAGACUCGUUGGCUGCAGAUGAAAACACAAAGAGCGAGGACUCAGCUGGGGGCCCUUACUCUCAAGAGUUGUUGGAUUUAUACACACUGAACCUGCACCGCAUCGACAAGGACGUCCAGCGCUGCGACAGAAACUACUGGUACUUCACCCCGGCCAACCUGGAGAAGCUGCGCAACAUCAUGUGCAGCUACAUCUGGAGGCACCUCGACAUCGGAUACGUCCAGGGAAUGUGUGACCUGCUGGCCCCGCUUCUCGUCAUCCUGGAUGACGAGGCCAAGGCCUUCAGCUGCUUCAGCAAACUCAUGAAGAGAAUGAAUCAGAACUUUCCACACGGGGGGGCCAUGGACACUCACUUUGCAAACAUGCGCUCUCUAAUCCAGAUUCUGGAUUCUGAGCUGUUUGAGUUAAUGCACCAGAACGGAGACUACACCCACUUCUACUUCUGCUACCGCUGGUUUCUCCUGGACUUCAAACGAGAGCUGGUGUACGAUGACGUGUUUGCCGUCUGGGAAACCAUCUGGGCAGCCAAGCACGUCUCCUCCAGUCACUUUGUCCUCUUCAUCGCCCUGGCGCUGGUGGAGAUGUACAGAGACAUCAUCCUGGAGAAUAACAUGGACUUUACAGACAUCAUUAAGUUCUUUAAUGAAAUGGCCGAGCGCCACAACAUCAAACAGACUCUGACCCUGGCCAGAGACCUGGUGUGCAAGGUGCAGAUGCUGAUCGAGAACAAGUGAUCUGUGUCCUCUCAUCCUUCCAUGUCAAAUGUAACUGGCUGUAGUAGCACAAGAGUAAAGUACACACGCAUCAACACACUCCCACUACACAAAGCCUUUUACAGUCCCAGUUUGCUGCUAUGAGCCUUACUGCCUGCGUCCUCUGUGGUGUCURCUGUGUCCGCGAGAGGAGAAAAAUCCGAGCGCACUUAAUAUUUGAAGAAGUUCUGGUUGCACAAUUCAAGCCAAAACCCACUGAAUUCAAACAGAGGCUAUAUUUAUUAGAAAGAUAGAUUAUUUUAAUAUCCUACUAGUUAAAAAAGUUAUUUAUCUUCCUCUACCUGCCCCCUGAUGACUGAAAGGGGGGGGGGGGGGGGUGAAUACGUCACCAGAUUUUUUUUAAAAUGUUCUUCAACAUCAUAGGAAUCAAAUUCAGUUUCCCACAGGCUGAAUAUAAAACCCACACUCCAAGUACUUUUAACACUCCAAAUWUGGAAUAAUUAAUUGUGUUUUUAUUGAUUUAACAACCAACAGUGUUCAUGAACUGCUUUGUCUGCCAAAAAGUACGGUAUGUCUCCUAUAUAAAUUGUUGUGUCCUCAGAGGAAAAAGUGUUCAGAUUAUGUUGUAUAUUUAUAACCCUAAUCCUGUCUGGGCUGUAAUUCUACAAAAAAAUAAAAUUUAACUAAAUAAAAAAAAAAUAAUUUAAAGAAGCUUAAUUUCAUAAUGUUUGCAAGAUGUUUUGCAUCAUGAAGUGAACUUCUGUAUGAUUUGUAAUUAGUGCUGCUUACUCACCUUUGACUUUGUCUCGUAUUGUCUGGUGCCUGCUUGUUAAACUAAUACACAACGGUUAGUGGUGUCCCUAUACCAGCCUAAAACACUUGUACUUAUAAGAAACACCCUGAUACUAAGGACCGAUACCAGUUUUAUGCUUGGUCACAUCAUUAUCUCUUCCACUUUGCAAGUAACUGAUUGCAAAAAAAUGAAAAAAGUUUGUAAUUUGGAGACAUGUGAAGAUAAACACAGGUGAUGUUUGCUAUGUUCUUAGUAAAAGAUGUGUUUUUGAAAUUGUUGUGUAAUGUUAAAGUACUUACUUAUUAACUACUUGGUAUUGGUACUCAGUAGCAAACUGAAGUACUUGUACUGGUUUUGGAAGAAAAAAAAAA
Messenger RNA from Austrofundulus limnaeus, 4854 nucleotides. RefSeq names its product small G protein signaling modulator 1a (gene sgsm1a). Gene Ontology annotation, biological process: activation of GTPase activity. The record is from RefSeq and is a predicted model, not a curated record. Gene Ontology annotation, molecular function: GTPase activator activity. Lineage: Eukaryota; Metazoa; Chordata; Actinopteri; Cyprinodontiformes; Rivulidae.